AGUUCAGAAAUUUUUUCUCGGAUCACUUCUGGGGUAUGAGGCUUGGCGUUAUCCUGCAUGAAUAUCACUUUUCAGAUUGAUCAAAGAAGGAUGUUUCUGGAUGAGUGCUGCUUGUACUCGUUGAAGCUGCUCACAAUACAAGUUAGCAGUGAUGUUUUGACCCCUUUGCAAAAACUCAUAAUGGACAAUUCCAGUUCCUGCCCACCAAACACACAACAAAAAAUUGUUUGGGUGCAAAGAAUCCUCAACCGUGUGGGGUACCGAAUCGGUAAGCGACAACCAAUGAUACGAAUGCUUAGAAUUCGAACACGAGAUCGAUUUUUCGUCGCAGGUUAAUAACCGAUUAAGAAAUGGUUCGUUAGCGUUGCGUGAAAUGUUUGCUGAGCAAAUGGUAAGACAACUUAAUUUCUGACCAAGAUGCAAACGAAUAGAUUCAGGACUCACUCUGAACAUUUCUGCGAGUUGUUGGCAGGUUGCCCUGGAAUUUGCGUCCACAACCUGACGAAGAUCCUCGUUGUUCAUGAUUUUUGGUCUCCCUGAGCGCG
This is a messenger RNA of Acanthoscelides obtectus, 545 nucleotides long. NCBI's taxonomy places the organism in Eukaryota, Metazoa, Arthropoda, Insecta, Coleoptera, Chrysomelidae. The record is from the annotation of a GenBank genome assembly.